Heterobilharzia americana is the source of this 2122-nucleotide messenger RNA. Lineage: Eukaryota; Metazoa; Platyhelminthes; Trematoda; Strigeidida; Schistosomatidae. The record is from the annotation of a GenBank genome assembly.
AUGUCUUCGCCUAUUUUGGAUAUCAAUAAAGCAAACAACAUUGAAACAUGUAAUCAAGAGACAGCAUUGAAGAGUGAUAAAAGUCAAUUUGAAGGUAAAUCAUUGAUUAUUGAGUAUCCUGGAUAUCGUAUACUAAUUAUUGACACUGGUUUGAUAGAAAGGCAUAGGAAACAGGAUAUUUUAUCCACGAUUGAUAUUAUUAUAGUAUUACAAUGGAAUUCCAAAGUUCAGUCGUCACUUAACAGUCUGUUCAAUGAAGAAAACAAUGGACAACUCCAGUUUAAAAAAUUCACAUGCCUUAUUCUUCCUGCAAUCGAUACAGUUAGUCAUGUGAAAUUUAAUUCAAUGCAUAAUAAACCUAUGAAAUCCAGUCUAGCAAAAGAUGAUGGCAAGAAGCGAAUUAAGUGGAUACGUUCAGCGUUGAAAUUAGGUCUGACCAUUCUGCAGGUAUCCAAUGGCAGCAGAUUUUGGACAAGAUUUCAGCAUUCACAGCCUAUAAAUAACAUAGCAACAAAUUCACAUGUAUCCUCUAUUGGGAAUGAAAAGAUACACCUAACUAUAUUUAAUUAUCCUACAAGUAAAACAACUUAUACUACUGAAAUGCAAAAACGUAGUUUACUGUUAUUUGAAAAAUUCGGUGUGGGAAAAUUGAAAAUGUUACCUGUACAUGCUGGAUGUGUUGGAUCCUCUUACACAACAUUAGAGCUGAAGACGGAUGAAUUAAGUGAACAGAAAUCAGAAACUGACCGUCAGCAAUUAACGCGGUUCGCUGGAGUGAAUUGUCCAAUCAGUCGAAAAGGCUACUCAGAUCGUGACCCGAGUAAUACCCAAACAGGAAUAACUCGAUCAAAAACUUUCACCUCAGGUUUAAAUCCGUCAACAAGUAAAAGCUGCACAAAUGGAAUACCCUCAGUGACCAACCCUAUUCUAAGGAAAAGUUGUGAACAGAAAAAUGAAGACGGCCUAAGUAAAUCUUCUAUAGACAGUCGUAGAAAAGAAAAUGGAAUUAAACAGGUUAAAUUUGGACCUAUUGAAGAGUGUCAAUAUAAAGGAGGCAAGAAAGUAACAAUGAAGGCGUCGUCAAACGAAAGUCAUACAUCAGCGGCAACAACAGUCACUACUACUAUAAAUUCUACUACUACGACUACCACUUCUAUUGCUAAUACUACUAACACUACUACUACUACUUCCGCUACAGAUUCCUCUGGCGAUCCGAGUCCUGUACAAAAUAAUCAAGUCAAUUCAGAGUUAUUUCUUGAACCAAGUGAACAUUCAAACGAGAAUAAGGAACAUUUGCUAAUUAAAUCAACAUCCUUUCCUAACCAGUUGGCAGAACACACAAUGAAUCAUCAAAAUAGACCAACAUCACUGUAUCCCCAAUGUUCAGACUAUCAGUAUUAUUACUAUUGUAAUGAUCAAAAAUGUGAACAAUUUCCAUUAUCAGCUACUGUUUUGCUAGCUAUACCUGAAGUUGGUGAAAAUGACUACUAUGCCGAUUCACCACAAUGUCUGACAGUUAAAGAACUGAAAGAAUUAGGUCUGUACAAUAGUGAGGAAGACGAAGAUGAUGACGCUGAUGAAGAUAAUAAUGAUGAAGAUUGCGGGAAUGAAGAGGAGGCUGCAAUCAUGAAUAGACAGAGAAUUUUUGAAUUAGAGAAUACACUGCCGGAUGACAGAACUAAUAAUCCUAGUUUCAUUAGUGAAACUGACAUUAUUGUCCCACAUAAAAAUGCACCAGAUCUCACUGAAAUACAUGUACCACAAAACAUCAGCCUUACACGUCAUGAGGAAGUAAUGAUUCAGUAGUUAUAUAUAUAUAUAUAUAUAUCGAAGUUGCGUUUACUUAUUUUACACAUAUAUUAUACCCAGAUCAAUUUGUUUAAAAAUCAAUGAAAACUAGAUCUAACAUUUUGAAUCCUUUUGACUUUAACUACUUUCUAAUAUAUCAGUAGCUUAUUGUAGAAACAAAACAAACUGUACUUGGUAUCAUCUUUUUAUAAAAAAUUAAUCGAACACAGUUUCUUAGUAGUUAAAUGGCUCGAUAGUUUUCUGGGUUCAUAAUGAAAUUAACUUUGUGAGAUAUACCUGUUUGGAAAUCAAAUGACAAGAGUGAGUAAUAAGA